AUGGAGGACAAUAAAAUUGAAACGAAUGCGGAGAGUGAACGGAAAUUUUCACGACGUAAAGUGUUUAAGUUUUGUUCCAUCGCUGUAAUAGCGCUAACACUAGGCUUCGUACACUACCGCUAUGUAUCAAGUCUCUUCGAAAACGACCGGAGUUUCUCCUACCUAUCAGAGAUGGAGAGGGAGAUGUCUCUGAGAACAGAGAUGGGUUUCUAUUACUCCUAUUAUAAAACCAUGGUGGAAGAGAAGCCGUUCAUCGCUGGGAUAUCGAAGCUCAUGUAUGAUAGAUUGGUUGAGUACCCUAAGGAUGUGAAUGCAUUCAAUCGGUUCAAUAUUUAUCCGGAGGUCCUAAUCGGAGCUCUAUACCGAUACUUCGAGCCAUAUUUGAACACGUCCUCGCAUCGCCAGUGCCACAUGGUGGACCGGGGCGAGCUGCCGCCAGUAGAGAGCUGCGUGGGCAUUGGCCAGCCGAUAUUCUUUUAUUUAGAGGCAGUAUGGUGGCUGGCCGGGUUGACUGUCGCAGCCCUGUUUUUGCAUGCUGCUGCUUUAAGUGAAAGCAUCCUAGGCGGUUUGCUAGCAGUGGCUCAAUACUUCGCGAAUCACUCAGAGUGCACCAGAGUGCAAUGGGCACCCAACGAGAGAGAGAACUUCGCAGCACCUCUCCUGCUGCUGCAGACCUGGCUGGUAUCCAUGCAGCUCAGGGAUAAACAGAGGAGGACCACUUUUCAGUUGCAAGUGUCCAUCUUCAUAUUGAACUGCCUCUGUCUCUUAUUCUGGCAGUUUUCUCAAUUCAUAUUUUUGACCCAAACGGCCAUUUUUUUUGUAAUGGAACAAUUUCGUAUAAUUGACGUUAAAGCACUUUGUAUAUUUCUGCAUUCCCAUUUCUGCGGCCUUCACAUGGCUGUCCUUCUUCUACAGGGCAAUGAUAUGCUAAAAUCGUCCUUAUACGCUUCCUAUUUCGUGAUAGUAUCCGCGUACUGUUUAUUCUUCAGCUCUCUAAGGCUUAAGGUUCAAAAUCGCGUGGAUUUGUUCGUGGAGAUAUGGCUCAUUUUCCUAAGAAUAGCUAUAGUGACUUUAGCGGCAUUUUACUUGAAGAAAGUGUUGAGUGAUUUUUUGAUUGUUGAAGAAGAUUCGCAUGUGUGGGAUAUUUUGUACUCAAAAUUCUCGAAUUACAAAAAUUUUCAUACAUUAAUUUAUACUUGUAAUGCAGUUUUUGAUUUUUUACCCCUAAGUUCGAUUCAAAAACUAUUUAGAUCAUUCUUGAUACCCUUCGCGAUGUUGAGUAUCGCUAACAUGUGCAUUUUUUGGGUUACGAACGCCGUCGAUUCGUGCGAGAAAGAGAUAGACAAUCGAAGCCAAAAGAAAGACAAGGACGGCGAUGUAUCUGACGAAUCCGACUCUGGAAUUGAAAAUUCAGAUUUAAAGAAAAAUAUAACGGAUUUGGACGUUAUAGAUAAGGAGAUAAAGUCGAAGAUUGAAGGGGAAGAGACUAGUGAUGUGCUUAUUUUGGUUUUGAGGCAUAUGAAGGCUGAACCGGCGAUAUUUUAUAAUAUAUCGCAGAUGGUUGUCUAUGGUGUCAUGGCGGCGCUAGUGAUGCGACUCAAGUUGUUGUUCACAACGCAUUUAUGUAUUGUAGCCGCUAUUAUGAUGAAUUCUAAAUAUUAUCCCAUCCCGAAGUCCUACAAGAAGUAUCUCCCAUUCUUCUGGGCAGUGUGUAUGUCUCCGCUCAUACAGGACAUGUUGCAAAGUAUACCGAAGGAGAUGUCGCAUAUAGGUGAAUUCAGCGACAUAAACCAAGAACAGUUGCUAGAGUGGAUCCGUGCGGACACGCCCGUGACCGCGGCAUUCGCGGGAUCGAUGCCCAUCCUAGCCACAAUCAUGCUAGUCACGAGGCGACCUAUAGUUGCGCAUCCACACUAUGAGCACUUAGAUGCCAGAGAGCGAGCGUACACAGUACACAAGAUGUACGGCAAGUUCACUCCUCAUGAGUUCUACCAGGAUCUCACCAAGCUGAAGGUCAGUUACCUCGUCGUAGAGACGAAGUACUGCUAUGGAAGGAGCAGUACAGGAUGUUCGUUCGAGAACAUAUGGGACAUAGAGACGCCCUGGUUGAGUAAACGUCCCACCAUCUGCUCAACCUUACUCACCCAACCAGUCGACCACUUCUAUCCCGUGUUCCGAAACGAACAUUAUGCUGUAUUCAACAUCCAUGAUUAUAGCGUUCGAUAUAUGCCUCGCAGCUUCGAAUCUUGA
This is a messenger RNA of Spodoptera littoralis (African cotton leafworm), 2250 nucleotides long. Lineage: Eukaryota; Metazoa; Arthropoda; Insecta; Lepidoptera; Noctuidae. The record is from the annotation of a GenBank genome assembly.